Messenger RNA from Nanorana parkeri, 328 nucleotides. RefSeq names its product COP9 signalosome subunit 9 (gene COPS9). Bases 32 to 205 code for a protein of 57 amino acids. NCBI's taxonomy places the organism in Eukaryota, Metazoa, Chordata, Amphibia, Anura, Dicroglossidae. The record is from RefSeq and is a predicted model, not a curated record. The transcript is spliced from 3 exons. Gene Ontology annotation, biological process: negative regulation of protein neddylation.
UGUUGUGACGUUCGGGGUUUAGGUCUGAGAGAUGAAGCCAGCGGUGGAUGAGAUGUUCCCGGAGGGAGCCGGUCCCUAUGUGGACCUGGAGGAGGCUGGAGGAAGCACUGGACUUCUGAUGGAUCUGGCAGCAAAUGAAAAAGCUGUUCAUCUAGACUACUUCAACAACUUCGGAGACCUUUUUGAUGAUGAUGAUAUUGACUGAUUAAUAAACUCGCACAAUCGUGCAUGGAUUCUGAGGCCAGAUGGUAGACACUGGUGACGAUUUCUAUGCAAGACAUGUUGUAAUUAAGUUAUGUAUUCUAUGUAAAUAAAGUUUCCUAACUUG